Blastomyces dermatitidis ER-3 is the source of this 5804-nucleotide messenger RNA. RefSeq lists its product as uncharacterized. Bases 2054 to 4399 code for a protein of 781 amino acids. Lineage: Eukaryota; Fungi; Ascomycota; Eurotiomycetes; Onygenales; Ajellomycetaceae. The record is from RefSeq and is a predicted model, not a curated record. The transcript is spliced from 2 exons.
AUUCCCAUUUGCUAAUGGCUUCCGCAAUUGGGGACUUCAUGAAUCAUGGAUGGGAAUAAUGGAGCUGCGGUAUCCCGCUGGCUUGACAUCGCUGAUUGUCGACAUGAGCCCCUCCCCGCUGGAUCCCGAUGAGAAGGCGGUCCGAGAGGGCAUCCGUGGGCCUUCUUCUGACAGUGGCCGGGGUGUCUGCUAAGGAAUUCAUUCAAUCAAUCGGGCAUUGGGAUUCCUGCUUCUGAUGCGCGUCGCGCGGGUUGUCUCCCCUUCUUGUCGCCGUCAAAGUUUUAUGAUCAGGGAUCGUUGCAAGGAUCAGGGUAUGUCCGAAAAGGUCAGGGGGAGGGAGGCGCAUGCAUAAAAGAGCUUCUAUGUUGAUAGUCACAGGGAUCGCGCAUGACUAUUCGCCCUACGAAGUACAAGAAAUAGACGAAGUGACGCGAUGCACCGAAGCAUAUGGGGAAACGCGUGGAAGUCGGGAUGGAAGCGACUCUGUACAACCCAACAGGAUGCAAGGAUCUUCCUGUCGUGUACGAAGUACGGAGCAAGGCCUAAGAAGCGAUUACUCCGUAUGGUCGUGAGACAUCACACAUUAACAAACUCCGCCAUGCUGGGGUAAAGGCAGCGUGCGAAUGUCGUCAAGGGGAAAUUCCGCGAUCUACCUAGAAUCCUCUCGUUCCUGACAGCUCCAACACAACCUGGCUGCCGCCAUCUAUGUUAAACACUCUGCACCCACCUGCAUACCUACCCUACCAUCAACAUCCAACAUUCACCCCUAUCUUUCGAGAUUUUAUUCUAGCCCUUUUUGGAGUUCUCUAGCGUCACUUUUAGUGUUGAGACUGGUUUGUGAUAAAUUUUCUUCCGCAAAGCUAACUUCUCCAGCCCAGCAAAUCGGGUGGCCUGAAGGUCAUCACCCUUCUCAAUAACGCGGUUCACCUUUAUUAGCUUAUUCAGGAUUCACCUACAAAUACGAAGAAUGAAUGCACAAGCUCAAUGAUAAAAAUGUCCAAGAUACAGAGUUUAGCGAAAACCACGGGAAUGGACGCGAAAUAAUAGAGUAAAUAUGAGGAGAACAAAAAGGAGACCAGCAGAUCUUCUUCACGUCUGGGCUCUGCCAAUUGGCCAAUGGGGAGGACAUUACUCCGUACAGAUGCAUCCUUCUUAAGGAUUGAUCCCAAACAGUGGAGCCACCAGCCGCGAAAACAGCUGAGCAUUGAACAUUGAGCAAUGAGCACUGAUCAAUGGAAGUCAGCCCAUGCCAAGCCGCUUUCACAAGGAAAAAGCCUGAGGAUGCAACCGUUGACGCCGUUCCUGGCCCGUUCCUAGGCCCACCUACUGCUGGGCUUAAUGUCUUGAAGUUGUCACGCUGGUGUGGACCGCUUUCACCUUUUUUAGGCGUGAAAAAUGGCACGCCCCCCCCCCCCAAGCAGGCUGGUUGGACCGGUAAUUCUGGGGGGGGUCCCUGUCCAGAAAAUCCCCCUGAGAUGACUUCUAAGCCUCGUACCCUGUGCUCGACGCGCCAAUCGAUGGUUCAGCUUGAUAAAAAAAAAGAAAUGUCGGCCUAUUCCCCACUGAUUUGACCCCCGGAAUCAAUCGGCCAACUUUCAAUUCGCCAAUCAGGGACCUUUGACAGACCCUUUCUUUGCUUCCAUCUGAGCUUUGAGCCAGGGCUUUUGUGCCAGUCCAGUCCUCUGCUUCGAAAACAUCAUCCCCGACAUGAGGUUCCAAGGUUCAAUUGUUCUCUUUUGAAACGGGGAUUUCUUUCUUUUCUUGCUUUUUUUUUUCUUUUUUUUUUCUUGGACACUCGGUUUGCGGUCAGUACUCUCUUUUCCUUCACUCGUGACUUUCUUUUUUACUCUAUUUUGUUAUAAAAAAAAAAAAAAAAAAAAAAAAAAAAAAAAAAAAUUCCUUGCGGUUCCUACAUUUUUGCAUAAUCUAGUUUCGAAGGUCUCCUGGAAAUAAAACAAACCGGCAAGCAAGUUCCCGUCGCCAACUGUUGUAAUUCUACUUUCCUUGGUUUAAUCGAGGUGCACCGAAAUGACUCUCCGAUAAGUCUCUUCCGAUGAGCCAGUUGGCGACAUUCCCCCCUUCAAUUGGAACCAUUGACUUCAUUCGGCUUCCUACAAUGGCCAAUUGGGAAAGAAUGGAGAGCCUAAGAAAGCUUUUCAAUGUCGAGAGGACACUGUUCCACUCGACAAGUCCCGAAUUGACUGUGAGCGAGUCUAGCGAUCCAGUAAACGGCACCUGUUCCCCAUGCCUUAUCUUGCCGCACGGAUCGCCUGAAACGAAACUCCCUCGGCUUCCACAAAUGCAAAACCAGACUUUCUACGGGAUUGAGAGGCAAUUCGAAGACCUCCAUGAUCAGUUUUGCUGUCGCACAUCACCGGCCCUGCAAAAUAAACGAGUUAAAAACACUGAAUCUCACCCCCCUCCUCACUCGAGCCGGCGUCAUGUCGAUGUUAUAGAAGCCAGCUUCCCGGCCCAACACGCCCGACUCCCGACUCCCAUAUCUCCAGCGAGUAUGUAUAACGAGGAAAUUGCGGAUCGCAACAUCCAUAGCCAACGACUUAACAAAUUCAGCACAAAAUACGCAAAUGUUAUAUCUGCUGUAUACCAGGAAGACGUAGCGGACCGUAAUAUCUUGCUCAGCGGUGGAAAUACACAUACCCGUACGAUAGGGCCAAGCGGAGCAGUGUCCACGUGCAAUUUAAGCAAUAGCAGAUCAGUGUCAUCCCUUUCAUACUACCAGGAAAGCUGGCCACGUUUAUGGUCCAGAUUGCAAGUAGUCGGGCAGCGAGCACCAUUAGAGGAGAAAAGAGCAGAAUUGAGAGUUAUAUCUUCCGAUCAGGACCUGCGAAGCCAUCCUCUAUCAUACACACCAGAAGAUGCUGGCGGCAGUCCACCACGCAGGAUAGGCGUCAGGCAAUAUAUCGCUUUGCGAUUAAAAAAUUCGUCGCCGGCCCUAUCCUCUAAAGGACCAGAAAAUAGUGCUCCAGAAAGAGCACCGCAACCCCAAUUAAAAAUGUACAAAGUCACGCCUGAUCUCCCACCAUCUGCGAGAGAUGCCGGCAAAGCACCCAAGUUGAAUCAGAGCUCAAUCAAUUCACCGAAGCAGGAGGAGGUUAAGCCUGGAAACGAUGUCGCGAAAAAAGCCGCACUCAAACUAUCACCUGGCAGCAACACAUCCAACCGCUUAUUAUCCCCGGCCUCAGCUAAUCUAUCCACAAGGAAAAACGUUCGUGAACUCUCUAUUAAUACGAAGCUAGCCGCUCCCACCAAAAAUUUCGUCAAAGUACCUAGCCAGCCAUCCGACAUUCCCGUCGCACCAGUUAGACGGGACCCAAAUGCAAGUAUUGCGGAGAUUGUAAACAGCCCUCUUCCAGUUGCUACUCCUUCUAUGGUAUCUCCCAAAACCCCGAGCUACAACGUCGAGGAAAUUAUGAGCAUGUUUAAACAUGCCUACAUCUCAUCACAAAAGACCAGUCCACAUCCCACUUUCGAAACCUUGCAAGAUGCCAUUGUUCGCGAGAUAAAUUCCCAUGAAGCCUUUCGCCAGGUUGCUUCCGAGAUUGAGACAAUGCCGUUUCCGGAACCUAGUCCAGCUCCGAUUCCCAUUAAACAUAGUGGAGAAAUUCAUGGCCACAUGAGGAAGAAAUCAUCAUCAAAGAGUUUAUCGGGGAGAGAGAAACAAACGCUGAGACUUGUUGGUAGAAGCUCCUUCGCAAAGAAGCGACGAAACUCAUAUACCUCAGGAAAAGAAUUGUCGUUUCCUGCUAUUAAGGGCCUGGAAGGAGGAAGUGAACCGGACAGCAGCCACCAGGAGCGAAGGAGAAGACAUACUUACUCGCAACCGUUGCCGCCAGUCGUAUCAAUUGCCCCUAAGCUCCCAGAGGAGUUACGAGAAGAGGCGAGAAGAGCCAAGUUGGCGAGCGCUGGAGAUACCCCGCAGCCCAAAUACGCUUAUAAACUAAUGCCCGAUAUCCGGCCCAAGAGUUCGCAUAGCGUACGUUCUAAGGGCCAUCAUUCCAGGCCGGGAACGUCUGAUUCUUCGAAACAAUUGCAAUCGCGUCGUCCUACACCUAUACCUCAAAAUGCCCAGCCGGAAACGGCGCAAAAUACGAACAGCCGAAGCAUUCCUACCGAGCAGACGACAUCUGAAACAUCCAAAUAUGAAUCAGAUCACUAUAGGAAUGGAGAAAGUGACACCCUACCCGGCUCAACGAACACCUCAUGCACUACCCCUGAGCCUAAAACUAUGACCUCCAAUUCGCCCCAGCAAAUCACUCAAAAGGCGCCCAUUAAGCGGCUAUUCAGCGCUUCCCCCCAGCCACUUGGCCGGAAUCGAAUACCUCUACGCCGAAGUAGUCUUCACAAAGACCUAUUUGACUCUGGGCGGUUUAAGCCGUGACUAAAAUUUUAGCUGAGCUCACCAAUGUCUAUAACUUUGAACUCCAGUGACGAACAACUUAUUUUACGGCUCGAAUACCAGAAACUCCUUAUAUAUAUUUCUUAACGGAAUUACCCAGUAAUUGUAAUCCGGCGCGUCUCAUUCCCUCCACCGAAUUAAUUUUAAUUGUCAACCAAAAGCGGCUUCCUUUGGUGGCCUUAUCAGCCUCAAUUCCUGCCACGCCCUUCUUCGAUGACAUGUCUCCGAUUAAACCUCAUUCCAGUACACUAAGCAACGGUCGUCACCCGCUUUAUCUAUAUACCCCAGGGAAAUAUCCCAAAAAUAACGAAAAGAUUUCUGUGAUACAUCAUUCCAACAUUUCUUUUCCAUAUCCUACUUCCAUCUCCUUGUCACACAUCCCAUCUCAGUUUCCUUUGUCUACUAUGAUCACUUACAUAGCCUUACCUAAUUCAUUCACUACUCGCCAUUUUCCUAAAUUGUAAUAAAAAAACAUGCAUGGCACACCCAUUGCAUACAAACCACAGGGCUAUUUUUUGGCGGCGCAUAUAAAUCCUGCAAUAGCGACUCGGGUCAACUUAAGGGAAAUAUCACUUUCUUUCCUGGUUAUUUUCAUUUUUAUUUAUAACUACACUCAGAAAAUUCGGGGGAACCUUGGAGUUUACUGUUUCCUUCUUAUCUAUCUUUGAAGGGGGCGCAGCGGGGAUCUUUUCGGACAUUCCCUCUUUCUUUGCCAUUUCUCAUUCAUACAUUACCCGUUCGAUUAUCGGCUAGCUUCCUUGUCUCCUGUCUUGGGCGAGCGAGGUUAUCUUUUUCUCAUUUCUUUUUGGCCAUGGCCCAUUUCGAUUCCCAAUCUAUUUUCAUCUUUUCCGUUCAUUAAUUUUUCAUUUUCAAGCGUUCUGAGAAACUCAGAAGGGAUCUCUCCCCGAGAGCCCCCAACCUGGUCAGGGGCCCUAUGUCUAAACUCACUGUAUUCUCUUUUAGAGGUGUAUAUUUGUUGGCUUACGCCUUCGUCGGGGUUUUCAUGGCUCUCUAAUUCACGGCGGCAUCAUCUAGCAUUGCUGUAUUACUUACUAUAGCCGUACAACAUGUAAUAUACCACGCAAUAUUCUCUUUCGGCCAACCACUUUUCAUAGUCUGGCCCCUCUGCACUAGAUUGUCGACGUCUCUUCAGAGCAGAGCUUGGCUUACUGGUGUUUAUCCUUUUAAGUAAUGUUUUUUGCGAGAGGCUCUUGAUAUUUAUUUACCCUCAUGUCCGGAGUCCGUAGACAAGAAGUGAAAAGGAAAUGGUUUCAAAUGGAGGAAAGGGGAAAGGAAAAAAAAGAAAAACCAAAUGAUGUCGCCCAGGCUCGAACUGGGGACCUUGAGUGUGUUAGACUCACGUGAUAACCAACUACACCACGACACC